GCAAACUGGGCAUGGACACUCCUGCAACUGUCUCACACAACUCUGAUUCCAACCAUUACAUACAUUAACUUGACAUAGAGCAGAUCAGCGCUGGGGGAUCUAUUUGUAAGCAAGCUUGAGGAGAACGUGCUGAAUUAUUGAAAACCUAAUAAGGUUUUCUCCAUAGCGGUACACCAUGUGGGUGACUAACCUGGCAGCCCUGGUCCUCCUGGCCUCUUCAGCUACAGCUGCCACCUCGGCCUCACCAGACAAAGUCCUGAGUAACCACGCCACCAUCCUGGCUGACAACAGCGCGAAGCUGGCUUUCAGUCUCUACCAAAACAUGGCCAAGGAAAAAAGUGUGGAAAACAUCAUCAUAUCCCCCGUCGUCGUGGCCUCCUCUCUGGGUCUGGUGGCUCUUGGGAGCAAAGCCUCCACUGCCUCUCAAGUAAAAACCCUUCUGAAUGCGGCUAAAGUCAAAGACGAGCAGCUGCACUCCGGUCUGGCAGAGCUCUUGACCGAGGUGAGCGACCCAAAGACCCGCAAUGUCACCUGGAAGAUUAGCAACCGCCUGUACGGACCCAGCUCCGUCGCCUUCGUGGAGGAUUUUGUCAAGAGCAGCAAAAAGCAUUACAACUGUGACCACUCCAAGAUCAACUUCAGGGAUAAGAAGAGCGCCGUGAGCUCCAUCAACGAGUGGGCGGCCAAGUCUACCGAUGGCAAACUGCCCCAGGUCACCAAGGAUGUAGAGCAGACUGACGGGGCGAUGAUCGUCAACGCUAUGUUUUUCAAACCUCACUGGGAUGAGCAGUUCCAUCAUCAGAUGGUGGACAACCGUGGAUUCAUGUUGCCCCAUAGCUACACUGUUUCAGUGCAGAUGAUGCACCGCACAGGCCUCUAUGGCUUCUACAAUGACAAAACCAACAAGUUAACUCUCCUGAGCAUGCCUCUGGCUCAUAAGAAGUCCACUAUGGUGUUCAUCAUGCCCCACCAAGUGGAACCUCUGCAGAGAGUGGAGAAGAUGCUCACCAAGAAGAAACUGGAUACGUGGAUGGGCAAGCUGCAGCAGACAGCGGUGGCCGUGUCUCUGCCCAAAGUCAGCAUGGAAGUCAGUCACAACCUGCAGAAACACCUUGGGGAGCUGGGCCUGACGGAGGCCGUGGACAAAUCCAAAGCCGACUUGUCUAGAAUCACCGGGAAGAAGGAUCUCUACCUGGCCAGUGUGUUCCACGCCUCUGCCAUGGAAUGGGACACCGACGGCAACGAAAUGGACAUGAGCAUCCUUGGCACGGACAAGCUGAAAAACCCCAAACUGUUCUACGCGGACCACCCUUUCAUCUUCCUCGUGAAGGACCAGAAGACAAACUCCAUCCUAUUCAUAGGCAGGAUGGUCCGGCCGAAGGGCGAUAAGAUGAGAGAUGAGCUGUAACCACAUUCACUUAAAAGCCUGGCUGUGUGUGUGUGUGUGUGUGUGUGUGUAUGUUCUACUGCGGAAUGCAGAGAGAAGUGGGAAAUGAAAGCGCAUUCCUUCACGUCACAAGCCAACAGCAUUCCACAAUACAUGACUGAAGAGAUGUGUUUCAACAUUUGAUCCUGUGUUUUAGUGCACAGCCUUCCUUUUUUAUCGUGAAGAAUAUUUGAUAUCUUUUCUGUUUGCAUUGGCAUAUCACAAUAUGGACUGAAGACUUACAUUAAGUAUGAUUUCCCUGAUUAUUGCUUCAAAAUAUGUUGACAAGUCUUAACAAUGUAAAAGGUCUACAACAAUCUUACUUCUGCACCGAUGGUGCUUGUUGUUUAAUUUAAUAGUAUGUUUCAAUUUGUCAAGCGCAGUUGCUUUUAAUUUGUUAACUCCGAGGACAUUUACAAUUGUUUCGCCCAUCCUUUGCACUGCUCUCCAACACAAGCAUAUAGUUUGAACCAAUAUGCUACGUUGCUGUUUUUCUUAUUGAUCCUCCCUGAAUGCACUGACCUACACUGGCAAACAAACCAAAGCAUGGCAGAUUGAAUAAAACCUAUCUAUAAUAUGCACGUACAAUUUGACAAUUUCAAAAUAUGAAUAGUUUUAGACUAUUACAAAUUUCCAGUUUUUGCAAUAAAAGCACGGGAAUAAUAAUAAUAAUAAUAAUACAUCAAUUUUCUAUAGCGCUUUUCAAGAUACCCAAAGACGCUUUACAGGGCAAAGACAAACAGAACAAACAAACAAUAUAUAAUAAUAAUAAACCACCCCCAACCAAGUGUCAUCUUAAUUUGAGAUAUUUUGUGCUGACAUUGUCCGUCGUGAAACAGAAGACUCCGACUCAUUCAACCAGUUUGAUUUGUCUGCUCAUGUCUGUUUGUAACAGCAGUUUGUUCUUGGGCAGGUCUGGUGAGCUCAGGUCUCCAGUGGGACCCAGCUGAAUAGCAUGAGAAAAAUUCCAGCGAGGGUGACUAUGUCCUGCUGGGCAGCCCUACGCCAGCGAGGAAUGUGGUGGAGUUGCAACACACUGCAUGGUAAACAUUGGCUCUUAAUCAGUAAACUGUUCAUGUUUAGACAAAACUAAAUAUUUGGGUACGUCAAGAUGGGUCCGGCAGCUGCUCCAAUGAGCAAGGCACUGGUUAAAAGCCACACCAUCAACCUCCCACCUGAUUGUUAGCAUUAGGCUGACUAUAAAAACUUAUAGAAAAACAGUUGAUAAAGACCAAAUGAUUCGUUAUUUAAUGGAAAAGUGGUUCAAUAACACGAAAGAAUAAUUGAAUUUACUUGACUAAACAGAAGAUUACAAAGAAGAUUUGUUGAGUGAACAUGAGAGUAUCUUAUAUCGUUGCAUUAGUGGACCUUUUUUAGCGUAUCACACCACCUAGAGGACAUGUGGGUUCAUGACAGAACAAAGAUGUUUUUCAUGUGGUGGACAAAUUACAUAAUUUAUAAUCUAUCACACGACAUUCAUUGGAGUAUUGCAUAAAUAAUGUGCAAAACUAUAUUUAACUAUAAAACUGAAAAGGGGGAACUGCGACAGACAUGAAGUGAACAGAUUUAGACCUUUAUCUUACUUCAAAAAUAUUAUUCAGAUGAACCCUAAUCAGGCAAAAUGCUCAGCAAUAUUUUUUUAAAUCAUGCCUGAUGUUUUAUUAGAAAUAUCUUUACUAUUAUGAUUUUGAGAUAAUUGUAAAGUAGGAAAUGUCUAUCAUUCCAGUGAGUGCCUUAAAUUCAUGUAAAUGAUCUUCAGUUGUACCGUGGGAAGAGGUCAGGUCCUGUAUGUAAUAAAGUAGGUGUUUCUCUCCCCGAGAAAUGAUGCCAUUAAGAUUACGGCAUCAACAUCUUAAACUUGGUCAUCACUGUGCUUUUACUUGAGCUGCAUUACUUGAAGAAAGAAUCAUUGGAGCUGUUGAUCUAAAUGCUCUUUAACGAGUCAGCCUGGAGGAAUAGAGGAAUAUGGUGUGUGCUGUACUGUAUAGGCUGCAGUCUUAAACCUAACCUCCUUAUAAUGAAGUGCUGUAUGCUGUUUGUCAGUCACUUGCCAUAUGGUGGGAGAUAUAAGUGCAUGAAGUGCAGGACUGCUUACCUUAAAGCAAUCCUUCAUUUUAUAAUUCAACAAGCUGACUCCAUCUGCUGGUCUUUUUUGUGUAUUUUAUCCUGUUUUGCUUGUGACAUUGCAUUGUGUCUCUUGACUGUAUUGCGAUGUUGUGCAUGCUUGUUGGCCCGUGUUCCUCUUUUGUCUGAGCUGCCCUGACAAAUUCUGUCAAAUUAUUGCUGAUUUGGCAAUAAAGAACUGGAGUGAAACUUA
This is a messenger RNA of Anarrhichthys ocellatus (wolf-eel), 3743 nucleotides long. RefSeq names its product serpin peptidase inhibitor, clade H (heat shock protein 47), member 1a (gene serpinh1a). The record is from RefSeq and is a predicted model, not a curated record. Bases 176 to 1408 code for a protein of 410 amino acids. Gene Ontology annotation, cellular component: endoplasmic reticulum. Gene Ontology annotation, molecular function: serine-type endopeptidase inhibitor activity. Lineage: Eukaryota; Metazoa; Chordata; Actinopteri; Perciformes; Anarhichadidae. Gene Ontology annotation, biological process: collagen fibril organization; negative regulation of endopeptidase activity. The transcript has 5 exons.